Rhodotorula toruloides NP11 is the source of this 1008-nucleotide messenger RNA. Its product is annotated as tetratricopeptide repeat containing protein. The coding region runs from base 1 to 1008 and encodes 335 amino acids. Gene Ontology annotation, biological process: protein folding in endoplasmic reticulum. Gene Ontology annotation, cellular component: EMC complex. NCBI's taxonomy places the organism in Eukaryota, Fungi, Basidiomycota, Microbotryomycetes, Sporidiobolales, Sporidiobolaceae. The transcript is spliced from 5 exons. Gene Ontology annotation, molecular function: protein binding. The record is from RefSeq and is a predicted model, not a curated record.
AUGGCUAGGACUGCUCUGACAGACGCCAACAAGCUCUCGACUGCUGCCAUCUUUGACGAACUCCGCGACACGAGGGUCAAGCAGGACCGCCAUGCGGAACGGGUGCUGGAGUUGGGACGAGUGCUCGAGCAACGGGGCGCUUUGAAGGGCGGGAAGGACCAGUCGUGGGACUCGAUGGAACAGGUCGUCCUCGCCGGGGUGGAAUGUGGACAGCUCGAGUUAGCAGAGAUCCUCUCGUACCGCCUCCUCACGCACUUCUCGUCGACACCACAUCGCGUCGCCUACCUUCGCGGCUUGCUGCUCGAGUGCAAGGGCAAUCUGGUUGGCGCACGGGAGCUGUACGAGCAGUGCUUGAACGACGACGAGACGGAUGUGAACUCUCGCAAACGCCUGAUCGCCCUCCACCUCUCUUCGCCUCUCUUCGAACUUCCGAGCGGCAAGGGCUCCGCAUCUUCACCAGCCCAACAAUCCUACCUUUCCGCCUCACUCUCCCGCCAAAAAGGCAUCUCCCUCCUCACGCAAUACCUCGACACCUACUAUGCCGAUCUUUCCGGCUGGCUCACCCUCUCGACACACUACGCCUCCCUCGCACUCUACCCUCAAGCCCUCACAGCCCUCAGCCACGCCGUCAUCCUCGCUCCGCACGAUCCCUGGGUCGCGCUCAAGUUCGCUGAGACGGCGUAUACGGCGGGUGAGGUACAUAUGGCGUGGAAGGAGUAUCUGCGGGUGAUCGAGAUGAGCACGGAAGAGGGCGACGAGGUGCCGCUGAAGGGCGCGGCGAGACGAGCUGCGAUGGGUGCGAAGCUGAAUGGUCGCGAGGUUCAGUGCAUUCCUCGACUCCGCUCUCUCGCCGCACCAGCAGAUCCGCUGCUCGCUCCCGCCAAACUCGACGAGAUCGAUCUCCUCCUCUCUCGCCUCCUGCUCGACGCGUACACGAAGACGGACGGAGCGGUCGGGUUGGGCAUCGUGCGGAGAUGGCUGGGCGGGACGGGCGAGGAAACGAAAUAG